Alligator sinensis (Chinese alligator) is the source of this 1858-nucleotide messenger RNA. Its product is annotated as cytochrome P450 2F3-like. Gene Ontology annotation, biological process: xenobiotic metabolic process. Gene Ontology annotation, molecular function: oxidoreductase activity, acting on paired donors, with incorporation or reduction of molecular oxygen, reduced flavin or flavoprotein as one donor, and incorporation of one atom of oxygen; iron ion binding; oxygen binding. The record is from RefSeq and is a predicted model, not a curated record. Bases 1 to 1815 code for a protein of 604 amino acids. NCBI's taxonomy places the organism in Eukaryota, Metazoa, Chordata, Crocodylia, Alligatoridae. The transcript has 9 exons. Gene Ontology annotation, cellular component: cytoplasm; intracellular membrane-bounded organelle.
AUGUGUUUCAUCUGGGAAGGUUUGGUGCUGAUGGGUGACGUCUCCCCUCACCUCCUGGCUCAGCCCAGGCCCCGGCACAUGGGCACCGGGUGCUUCUCAGGGAGGUCCCCGGUGCCUUGUGGCAUCCUGGACCUGAGGCCCUACCCACAAGCCCCUGAGCCAGAGGGCUUGGCUCUGGCUUUGCUUCCCCUCCUGCCUGCACAGGGCCCCGUGGUGAUUGCACAGCUGUCACGCGACCUGAUGGUUAUCAGCACGGCCCUGGUGCUAUAUAGACGGGCUCAGUGGGACGGCUCCAGCUCCAGCUCCAGCUCCAGCUCCAGCUCCAGCUCCAGGAUGGAUUUCAGUGGGACCUCGAGCAUCAUCCUGCUGAUGUUUGUCUCCUGCCUGCUGCUCUUCUCCUCCUGGAAGAAGAGGCGAUGGAGCCAUCUGCCCCCUGGACCUUCCCCGAUCCCCUUCCUCGGCAACAUGCUGCAGGUGGAUGCCAAGGACCUGAUCCCGUCCCUCCGGAAGCUUAGUGAGACGUACGGCCCCAUGUACACCUUCCACCUGGGCUCCCGGCCCUGCAUCGUGCUCUCAGGCUACCAGGCACUGAAGGAAGCCCUGAUUGACAAGGCCGAGGUGUUCAGCGGCCGCGGGGACUUCCCAGCUGUGCAGAUGUGGAGCAACGGAAAUGGCAUCGUGUACGGUACCGGCGAACGCUGGCGCCAGCUCCGGCGCUUCGCCAUCACCACCUUCAAGAACUUCGGCAUGGGCAAGCGCAGCAUCGAGGAGCGCAUCAAGGAGGAGGCCCAGAUCCUCGUUGCAGAGUUGCGUAAGACCAACGGCCAGCCCUUCGACCCCACGUUCUUCCUGAGCUGCGCAGGCUCCAACAUCAUCUGCACCUUGGUCUUCGGCGACCGCUUCGAGUACACGGACCACCAGUUCCUCACCCUCAUGGGCCUCAUCAACAGGAACUGGAAGCUGAUGAGCUCCACCUGGGGGCAGCUGCUCUUCACCUUCCCCAAGAUCAUGCGCCACGUCCCCGGGCCCCACAGGCAGAUCUACAAGAACUACCUGAAGCUGGCGGAGUUUGUCGGGGAGCGGCUGCGGCUCAACAAGGAGACGCUGGAUCCCAACAACCCGCGGGACUUCAUCGACUGCUUCCUCAUCAAACUGGAGCAGGAAAAGAACAACCCCGACACGCACUUCACCGAGGAGACCAUGUCCAAGACCACGGUGAACCUGUUCUUCGCCGGCACCGAGACCGUCAGCUCCACCCUGAAGUACGGGCUGCGGAUCCUGCUCCGGCACCCCGAGGUGGAAGAGAAGCUGCACGAGGAGAUCGACCGGGUCAUUGGCCCCAACCGCAGCCCCUGCAUGGAGGACCGGGCCCGCAUGCCCUACACGGACGCCGUCAUCCAUGAGAUCCAGCGCUUCGCCGACAUCGUGCCCAUGGGCGUGCCCCACACCGUCACCCGUGACAUCGAGUUUCGGGGCUACCGCAUCCCCAAGGACAUGAACAUCAUCCCCCUGCUCUGCACGUCCCAGUUCGACCCCAGCCAGUUCAAGAACCCCAACGCCUUCGACCCCGGGCACUUUUUGGACGAGAACGGGCGGUUCAAGAAGAACGACGCUUUCAUGGCCUUCUCCGCAGGGAAGCGGGUGUGCCUGGGCGAGGGCCUGGCCGUCAUGGAGCUCUUCAUCUUCCUCACCUCCAUCCUCCAGAGCUUCAAUCUCAAGCCGCUGAUGGACCCCCGGGACAUCGACAUCACCCCCGAGUCCAGCGGCUUGGGCAACAUCCCCCGGCCCUACCAGUUCUGCCUCCUUCCCCGCUGAGCAGAGCCGGUCCCUCCUCCACCUGCCCCGACCCCGGUGCUGA